Daphnia magna is the source of this 1226-nucleotide messenger RNA. Its product is annotated as AKT-interacting protein homolog A. The transcript is spliced from 6 exons. The record is from RefSeq and is a predicted model, not a curated record. Lineage: Eukaryota; Metazoa; Arthropoda; Branchiopoda; Diplostraca; Daphniidae. Bases 134 to 862 code for a protein of 242 amino acids.
UGGCUGCACUGUGCAUCCAAGGUUCUAUUUAUUUUGUAAUUUCCUUGAAAUUCUAUUUCCUCAAUAAAAUUUAUCCAUUUGAAGAAUUAAUCGAGUGAACAGAUAAAACUGCUUGAGUGCCAAAGGAUCAAACAUGGAAUUCCGAAAUAUAGCUUCUACAGAGGCACACUUUUUGGACAAAGAUACCCAAGAGGUCAUGAGUAAAUACCAACCAGUUUUUAUGGAGUAUUCAAUUUUAGCUGAAUACAAUGCUCUGAGAGACCAAUCCAAAAUUUUACAAGAUGUAUAUGUGAUGCCUUCCUCUAAAGAUCCCUUGCAUUGGUUUGGCCUUAUAUUUCUGAGGAGUGGUUGCUAUGCAGGAGCAGUAUUUCGCUUUAACAUUUUUAUAGGCAAAAACUUUCCCCAGACUGACAUUCCUAACAUCGUUUUCGCGCCCCCAAUAUUCCACCCUAAAGUGGACCCUGUUUCGGGUUACAUGGAGACCCGAUCGUCCUUUGGGAAGUGGCAAGUCGGUGUGCACCAUGUAUGGCACUUGUUACUGUACAUAAAGAAAUCUUUACUCGUGAUUGAUAAUCGCGAUUCAGUGAAUCAAGUCGCUGCUGAUUUGUUCACGCACGAUCGCUCCGAGUUUCAGACGAGAGCUACCGAAUGCAUUAUGGAAUGCAAAGAACGUCUAAAUGAUUCCAAUCAAUACUCAAGUGAUCCACACUAUUUGAGAUUUUCGCCAUACAAUCCUAACAUUCAUGGAACUUUCCGCAAAGCUGUUCUUGCUAAUGCCAAAUCAAGUGGCUCAACAUCUGCGGGGAAAUCCCUUUCUUGGGUAAAACCCGGUUCGCUGCAACCCUGUUCUAGUCAGGAUUGACGGCUUAAUUUUUAUGUUUGCCAGUUCUCUCGAGAGCUGAUAAAACAAUGAUUUGUCAUCUAUGCUGGAGUGUAAUAUAAUUUUGAAGUGCAUACACCAGGCAACGGUCAAGACGAGGAGUUUGAUGAAUUUGAAAAUUGACUUGCACACUAGGUUAUACUAGGCACGCGGAUGGGCAUACGACAUUGACUAUUCGUCUUCCACACAUAAACGAACAACGCCGGUGCUUUGCCAUCUUGUUCCUCGCCUACACAUGGCGCCUACAUCCUUCAAAAUCUUGAUAACUAAGCUAAGUUACGCAUUAUGAAUGCCUUUACAUCCCUCAUUUCCUGCAAAGCCAAUAAAUAAAUGAGUUUUGUUGUUA